AAUAAAUUCUAUCUUUCUCUUUCUCUCUCUCUCUCUCUUUCUCUCUUUUUUUAUUAUUGUUAUUGUUAAUUGUUAAGUUAUGGAUUCACAGCUUAUAAAAACAGUCAAUAAGCUCCAGGAUGCAUUUGUCACAGUAGGCGUUCACAAUCCGAUUGACCUUCCCCAAAUUACAGUUAUUGGUUCCCAGUCAAGUGGUAAAAGCUCAGUUCUAGAAAACAUUGUAGGACGUGAUUUCCUUCCUCGUGGCUCUGGUAUUGUGACUCGUCGACCUUUGAUUCUUCAACUUAUUAACCGACCUGCUUCUAAAGAUGACGAUGAACAUUCAGAAUGGGGUGAAUUCCUUCAUUUACCUGAGAAAAAAUUCUAUGACUUUUCAAAAAUUCGUGAGGAAAUUAUCAAGGACACUGAGCUUAAGACAGGUCAUAAAUCUGGUAUUUCACCACAACCUAUUAAUUUACGUAUCUACUCUCCCAAUGUUUUAACAUUAACAUUGGUUGACUUGCCUGGUCUUACUAAAGUGCCUGUUGGAGACCAGCCCAAAGAUAUUGAAAAACAAGUACGUGACAUGAUUCUCAAGUACAUUAGUAAGCCCAACUCAAUUAUUUUGGCAGUGACGGCUGCCAACACAGACUUGGCUAAUUCGGAUGGUCUCCAACUUGCACGCGAUGUCGACCCUGAAGGAUUACGCACAAUUGGUGUUUUGACUAAAGUCGAUUUGAUGGACGAAGGUACAGAUGUGAUUGAUAUCUUGGCGGGUCGAGUUAUACCAUUACGAUUAGGUUAUGUGCCUGUCGUGAAUCGUGGUCAACGCGAUAUUGAUCAGCACAAGUCUGUCACAGAGGCUCUUAAAGAUGAACGUGAGUUCUUUGAAAGACAUCCAGCCUACCAGUCUAAAUCUCAGUACUGUGGAACCCCCUUUUUAGCACGCAAACUGAAUAUGAUCUUAAUGCAUCACAUCAAAAAUACGCUACCAGAGAUAAAAGCAAAGAUACAGGCUGCUCUUGUCAAAUACCAGCAGGAGUUAGCUGCUUUAGGAGAACCUACAGAUAGCGGUGAUGCAAAUGUGAUCUUGAACAUUAUCUCUGAGUUUUGUAAUGAGUUUAGGUCGGUCAUUGAUGGAACAUCAACUGAAUUGUCAAAUUUCGAGUUAUCAGGUGGUGCACGUAUCAGUUUUGUCUUUCAUGAAUUGUAUGCAAAUGGAAUUAAAAAUAUUGAUCCCUUAGAACAAGUGAAGGAUGCUGAUAUUCGCACUAUCCUUUAUAAUUCAUCAGGUUCCUCACCUGCUCUCUUUGUAACAACCACUGCCUUUGAAGUGAUUAUCAAACAGCAAAUCAAGAGACUAGAAGAGCCAAGUGUACGUUGCAUCAACAUGGUUUAUGAUGAGUUAGUACGUAUCUUGACUCAAUUGUUGGCUAAAACAGCUGUAUUUAAACGAUUUCCUGUUCUUAAAGACAAAUUUUAUCAAAUCAUCUUGGGAUUCUUUAAAGGGGCUUUAGAUCCUACGACAAAACUAGUGAAAGAUUUAGUCGAUAUGGAGACAUGCUAUAUUAAUACAGCACAUCCUGAUUUUUUAAACGGACAUCAGGCGAUUGCUGCAGUAAAUGAGCAAAUAAAGCAUCGUCAAACGAAUGAACAACAACAUUUAAAUAAGGCAGCCAGUAAAACAUCAACAGUAACACCGAUAGCAACAGCAAUGAGUGAAGAUUCAUCAAGUCAUGGAUCCUUAUUUGGAAGCUUUUUUUCUGGACAUAAAAAGACAUUAUCAUCUUCAUCAAUUCCUAAAAGAACGGCUACAAGUAUUAUGGAAACUCCACCAGCUACGUUGAAAGCUACAGGUGCGUUAUCAGAUCGAGAAUAUAUGGAAACUGAGGUUAUCAAGUUAUUAAUUCAAUCUUAUUAUAAUAUUGUUAAGAGGACAAUGAUUGAUAUGGUACCCAAGGCUAUCAUGCUUAAUUUGGUGAGUCGUUCUAAAGAAGAACUUCAACGCGAAUUAUUAGCACAACUUUAUCAACAUGAUGUUUUAAAUGAUUUAUUAAAAGAAUCAGAAUUUACAAAACAGAGAAGAAAAGAGUGCAAGGAUAUGAUUGAGGCAUUGCAAAAAGCAAAUGAAAUUGUUGGAUCUAUAUAAGAAGCAGUGUGAUAUAAAAAUGCUUGGUAGAAUAGUAUGAAAUAGAUAUAGUAUAGACAUGAUAAUUGAAAAAAAAAAUAAAAAUAAAGAGGG
Messenger RNA from Cokeromyces recurvatus, 2221 nucleotides. Its product is annotated as Dynamin central region-domain-containing protein. Gene Ontology annotation, cellular component: microtubule; membrane; cytoplasm. Gene Ontology annotation, molecular function: microtubule binding; GTPase activity; GTP binding. The coding region runs from base 80 to 2128 and encodes 682 amino acids. Lineage: Eukaryota; Fungi; Mucoromycota; Mucoromycetes; Mucorales; Mucoraceae. Gene Ontology annotation, biological process: peroxisome organization. The transcript has 5 exons. The record is from RefSeq and is a predicted model, not a curated record.